AUGGUUGAUUGGAAGGCUCUGUUUUCGCCGGCACCAUCGCUGGAUGUGCCUGGCUUGGAGACGGUCGAUCUCACCGACAAGGCGAUGGAAAAACGCAUUGUCCGCAAGCAGGAUCUGCGUAUCCUGCCCUGGAUCUGUGUGACAUACCUUCUGAACUACCUCGACCGAGUCAACCUUGGCAACGCCCGUACGCUCAAUAACGACACUCCCGAGGAUAACAUCGUGACGACACUCAACCUCACUGGCCAGCGAUACAAUGUCGCCGUCGCUCUUUUCUUCGUGCCCUAUGUUCUGAUGGAGUUCCCUUCCAACAUCAUGCUCAAGUAUUUCUCCCCAAGCAAAUGGAUCUCCCGUAUCAUGGUCUCCUGGGGCAUCAUCACAGUCUGCACUGCAGCCGUGACAACUUAUGGUGGCCUGCUUGCUGUCAGAAUCUGUCUCGGAUUGGCUGAGGCUGGCUUCUUCCCCGGUAUCAUGAUGUAUCUCUGUUUCUGGUACAAGCCUGAGGAGCGGGCCACGCGCAUGGCCAUAUUCGCUUCUUCCAUCGCAGUCGCGGGUGCUUUCGGCGGCUUGCUGGCCACCGGCAUCUCAUUCCUCAACGGAAAGUCUGGACUAGCGGGAUGGCAGUGGCUGUUCGUCCUCGAAGGAAUCCCCGCCGUCAUUGUCGGAGUCAUGGUCUGGUUCAUGCUGCCCGACUACCCCCAAACAGCUUCUUGGCUGACGGCCGAAGAGCGAGCUUUUGCGGUAAAGCGCCUUGGCCCCUAUGCGCCAUCCAUGACCGACAAGCACUGGGACAGUAAGGUUGCUAAGAAGACUCUCGCUGAUCCAUUCUUCUGGCUGUUCGCCGCUCAGUACUUCCUCAUGACAAACUCCCUAAAUGCAUUUGGUUACUUUGCCCCCACCAUUGUCGCAUCGUUGGGCUUCCAAGGCUACAACGCGCAGCUUCUCACUGUGCCUCCCAAUGUUUUCGCCAUGAUCAUCAUCGUUGGCGUCUGUCUUCACAGCGACAAGACCAAGGAGAGAUCAAGGCAUGUCAUUGGAGGGCUCAUUUUUGUCUCUAUUGGAUACCUGCUCCUCGCUGUCGUGAAGCACUGGGGUGUGAGGUACUUUGCGGUCUGCAUUAUUGCCUGCACCAACGCAGCCGUCCUUCCUUUUGUCGCCCACCGUACUGCGACCGUGCAAGGGUCCGUGGCAACUGCUCUCGCAACAGGCGGUAUGAUCUCCAUCGCCAACUGCGGCGGGAUAUCUGCCCCUUUCCUCUUCCCAAGUGCCCAGGGACCCAUGUACAGCAUGGGCAACUGGACCGUGUUUUCAUUCCUCAUUGCUGCUGCUGUGAUGACGGGCUACACGUGGUACGUGUUUGGCAGUCACUCCGGAUACAGGACUGGAGGCAAGGAUGAGAACGGAAACAUGGAGGUCCUGGACGCAGAAGGGGAGGACCAAGAUGAAAUGAUGAACAAGGCGCUCGGGAUCAAGAAGGCAGAUGAUGAUGCUGUAUGA
This is a messenger RNA of Clonostachys rhizophaga, 1497 nucleotides long. The record is from the annotation of a GenBank genome assembly. NCBI's taxonomy places the organism in Eukaryota, Fungi, Ascomycota, Sordariomycetes, Hypocreales, Bionectriaceae.